AUGAGUUUGCCACUAAACCCAAAACCAUUCCUUAAUGGCCUUACUGAUAAGCCAGUAAUGGUGAAACUGAAGUGGGGUAUGGAAUACUAUGGGUACCUGGUCUCUGUGGAUGGCUACAGGAAAACACAGCUCACCAAUACAGAGGAGUAUAUUGAUGGGGUAUUGUCUGGACAUCUUGGAGAAGUUCUAAGGUGUAAUAAUGUAUUGUAUAUAUGA
Molecule: messenger RNA, 216 nt
Organism: Rana temporaria (common frog)
Lineage: Eukaryota; Metazoa; Chordata; Amphibia; Anura; Ranidae
Product: small nuclear ribonucleoprotein F-like
Exons: 1
Coding region: 1-216 (71 amino acids)
Biological process (GO): mRNA splicing, via spliceosome; spliceosomal snRNP assembly
Cellular component (GO): catalytic step 2 spliceosome; U1 snRNP
Molecular function (GO): RNA binding
Source: RefSeq, a predicted model, not a curated record